Molecule: messenger RNA, 464 nt
Organism: Linderina pennispora
Lineage: Eukaryota; Fungi; Kickxellomycota; Kickxellomycetes; Kickxellales; Kickxellaceae
Exons: 2
Coding region: 190-360 (56 amino acids)
Source: RefSeq, a predicted model, not a curated record
AUUUUUUUCUAUUCCUUGGCGCAACUGGCAUACUUUUUUAAAACACCUUGGUUCAUGCACUUGCUCUAGAGCUUAUCACACAACUCUUACAUUCACUUUGCUCCUCUCCACUCAGGCCCCUGGUUUUCUUAACCAUCAACCGAUCUUAUGUUUUACACUUUAAACGGGAUGCCGAAUGUCGUGAAAGCAAUGGACAUGGCCAUUGUGGCCAUGCUGGCAUUUAAUAUUCUGCUGCUGCUCAUUAUCUCCCACCACAUUCCACGUCAAGGCCACAUUUGCCAUAGCAACGUAGUCGACGAAACAAGCUACCCAGUGGAUGGACGGCCUGUGGGAAUGCAGCAUAGGUGCUGGGACAUGUAGGCUAGAUGCUCAUCUAGACUGACAAACCAACGAUUUCAACAUGGCAGUAACCAAUUUCACCUGCGUUCGACCUAAUCCAGUUCCAGUAUGCACGCAUUACUAAU